AUGAAAUAAAAUUCUACAUGAAUGAUAUCUAUAUCUCGUGGCUAAUUUUAUAAACAUGUAACAGAGUCUAAUGACUUUUUUUAUUAAGUAUAUUAUGUGUUAGGUUAUUCCGUUAAUUAAAUUAUUGAAGUUAAUGUAUUUUUUUUUGUUUUUAGCCAAUCACUGUGUUUGUAAUAAGUAUGUAUCACUUAUUGUGUACGGCAUACACAGUUUAGAGAGGUUUUUAUAAUUGUUAUCCUCUAAAGCUGUCUCAAUGCCAAUAGUUGGUUUUGUUUAUAUUUUAAAUCCGACAUUAACAUGAUGAUCUAUUUCAUUCCUAAUAGCUUACUUGUUGCUUGCUUUAGAUUAUCAUGGCGAAAGAGAAAAGCAAGAAUAGUGAAGAGGAGUUACAAAAGAGACGAAUAGCAAGGAGAGAAAGAUACAAAAAACUAAAAAGUGACCCAGAAAAAUAUGCCAUUGAGAAAGCUAAAAAGAAGGAAGCUUACAUGAAACGAAAACGCGAGAAAAAAGUCAAGAGUAUCAAUGAAAUGUCUCCAAGAGAGCAAAGAGCACAAAGGAAGCGUUGGAAAGAAAAUUCUAAACGGUACCAGAUGAAGAAAACUAAAGAACGAAAGAUGCAAGAAGUAACUGUUUCACAGAUAAAUGAAGCUGUUGAGGAAAGAGAUGCUGAUGACGAUUCCAAUGAUCCGUUGAGCACAACAUACAUAACAGCAGAAAACAAAGAUAGCAAAGUGAAAAGAUUACAGAAUAGGAUUAAAACAUUAAAGUUGAAAUAUUACACAGAAAAAAGGGAAAUGACUUUGCUCAUAAAAAAAUAUCAGAACAGAUGCCAAAUUUUGACAAAUAAAAUUAAUAAAUUGGAAAAAAGGGGUCAAACCAAAGAACAAGCUGGUCUUUCUAUCUCUUCUUUCUUUAAAAAACGCAAAUCCAAUGUAG
Messenger RNA from Diatraea saccharalis (sugarcane borer), 936 nucleotides. The record is from the annotation of a GenBank genome assembly. NCBI's taxonomy places the organism in Eukaryota, Metazoa, Arthropoda, Insecta, Lepidoptera, Crambidae.